Puntigrus tetrazona (Sumatra barb) is the source of this 4987-nucleotide messenger RNA. RefSeq names its product 5-hydroxytryptamine receptor 4 (gene htr4). Gene Ontology annotation, cellular component: plasma membrane. The transcript has 9 exons. Bases 1063 to 2325 code for a protein of 420 amino acids. Gene Ontology annotation, biological process: adenylate cyclase-activating adrenergic receptor signaling pathway; chemical synaptic transmission; regulation of appetite. The record is from RefSeq and is a predicted model, not a curated record. Lineage: Eukaryota; Metazoa; Chordata; Actinopteri; Cypriniformes; Cyprinidae. Gene Ontology annotation, molecular function: G protein-coupled serotonin receptor activity.
GAGCGCUUCGCUCUUCCAUGCGAGGAUGUGAAUUUCCGCGGGAGGAUUCAGAGCCGUGCCAUGGUUAUGACCUGCGCGCUCCUCACAGAAAUGGAGGUAAUCCUUCUCCAUGAUUUGUAAUUAUGAAGUUCUCCAGUGACGCGGAAAGAGAGAGGAGCGAGGAAGAGAGCAGCGAGCACGUUGGAGUCGUCUGUGUUUUUGAUGUACGAGUGAUCGUGGACCUCACAGAGAAAGCGUAGAAAGCGUGGCGCCCUUCUGAACGAACCGUAACCUGCUAUGAAUGUGACUUAAUUUGUGAGCAAGCCACAGAGCGUGUUUUUGUUCGUAAAGCACCUGUAGAAUAAUCAGCUCUGUGAAGAGGGUAAUUUCGGUUAGAUGUUCCAAUCAAUGAGAUGACAAUCAGGCGAAAGUUUCAGCGCCGUUCCCCAUAAAACAAACACAGACUUUGGCUGUUGCUAAGAAUAAUAGUAAUAAUAAUCUAAGAACACACUCCCGGGCUAUAUGUUUACAAAGUCGGCCGUUCCGUGAUGAAACGAGACUUCCAAAAACAGAGUCAAUAUUAAUACGACUCGAAUGGCUUACGAGAGGUUCGUAAGAAUGAAGACUUUGACCUCCGUAAACUCACGGUCGUUCAGAUAGCGUUCAAAUGAGGAAACCCAACAGCGUUGUUUCUCUUUCUGUUAGCGUCGAGCUAAAACUCGAAACCGAAUCAGGAGCUCUCAGGGAACAGAGAAAUCGUGUUUUCUUUUUUUUUGUACGAAAGCCAGUUUUCGCCACUUUCCAACCCCAAAAAUCUCACAGUUCUUUGUUCUCGUUAUUAAUAACAACGCCGUUUAUUGAAGUGCGAGACGUAAACCCGUAGUUGCGUGCUCAGAAUCGUGAGAUAUAAUCUUUCGACGUAAAAAAACCCCCCCUCAGAAUUGCACGUUACCAUUCGCACGUUUAAUUUUUGCAUUCAGUGGUGGAAACGGGCUUCCGUGGAUAAUAAAAAUGCGAAAAUCGUUGAUGAAUCCGAAAUGCAAAAGGCUCGGGUAAAGCUUCGCCAAAUGAAUCCCACUUUUCAUGAGAUGGCAAACGAAAAGGGUCUGGAUGGGGCGAAAGGAAACAAAACUUGCAAAUGUCUUGUGGCAUUUACUGCGCCUCCACGCUGCAGGGCCGCUCCGCAUCUACGGGUACAUGAAUCUGAGUUCCACCGGCCAGAUGCCUGAGAUGGAAGAAGUAGAUACCAAUGAGAGCAACGGGUUGGCGAAGAGGGUUGCUCUCAUCAGCUUCCUGUCACUGGUCAUGCUCAUGAGCGUCCUGGGCAACCUGCUGGUUAUGGUGGCCGUCUGCAAAGACCGGCAGCUCAGGAAAAUCAAAACCAACUACUUCAUCGUCUCGCUGGCGUUUGCCGACCUGCUGGUGUCAGUGUUGGUGAUGCCGUUUGGUGCCAUAGAACUGAUCCAUCAGAACUGGAUCUACGGAGAGACCUUCUGCCUGGUGCGCACCUCUCUGGAUGUGCUGCUGACCACAGCCUCCAUCCUACACCUGUGCUGCAUCUCCCUGGACAGGUACUAUGCCAUCUGCUGCCAGCCGCUGGUUUACAGGAAUAAGAUGACACCGCUGAGAGUGGCUCUAAUGAUCGGAGGAUGCUGGAUUAUCCCAACCGUUAUUUCCUUCCUACCCAUAAUGCAAGGCUGGAACAGUAUUGGAAUAAAUGAUUUGAUAGAGAAGCGGAAGUUCUCUGGCAACUCCACGGUGUGUGUGUUUAUGGUGAACAAGCCAUAUGCGCUGACCUGCUCGGUCGUGGCCUUCUACUUACCGUUGAUCCUGAUGGUGCUGGCGUACCAGCGCAUCUACGUCACGGCGCGGGAACACGCUCGGCAGAUCAGCAUGCUGCAGCGGGCCGGAGGAGCGGGGAACGCCGACAGCGCGGACCACCAGCGCAACCACCGCAUGCGCACCGAGACCAAGGCGGCCAAGACUCUGUGCAUCAUCAUGGGCUGCUUCUGCCUGUGCUGGGCCCCCUUCUUCAUCACGAACGUGGUGGACCCCUUCAUAGACUACAGUGUUCCUGAGCAGCUGUGGGCGGCCUGUCUCUGGCUGGGCUACAUCAACUCCAUGCUCAACCCCAUCCUCUACGCCUUCCUCAACAAGUCCUUUCGUCGUGCCUUCCUCAUCAUUCUCUGCUGCGGACACAAGCGCUACCGCCGACCUUCCAUCCUGGGCCCGGGAACGACCUGCACGGCCACGCAGAUCAACGGCUCCACACACGUCCUGAACGGCUGCUCCUCUGCCUCCAAACUGCUCCUCUGGUUCUGCAACACUAGGCCCGUUCCUGUCUAGUGCUGUGUGGGGGAGCUUUCAAGUAUUCAGUUCUUCACAACGGAAACCACACAGAACAGGAGAAACUGUCAAUACAGAACGACACAGAGUCCCAGGAGUCAUGUUUCUGACACAGGCCAGCCUCUAAUGAGGAACAUCACUGGAAGGUGCCAUUUCUCACCGCCUUUCACGAGUCGAGGACCGGGAGCCGGACUGAACCGAUUGCUCAAAGAGCUGCUGAACAAUGAGGGAAAGAACAAUGUUGCCAAAGGUAUCUGGUCUGUAUUUUAGGAUACGGAUUUCCAUCGCAAAAGGAAUGUCGGUAAGGGUUUUCCCCAAAGUGUUCGUUUCCUUUUUGGUUCUCCUGGGAAUGCGGUUUCCAAACCAAAAACACGUCGUUCGAGCUUUAUCCAGAGAGACUUUUAUUAGCUCUAGAGUCAGGAGAACACUUCCUGAACAUGAAGAUGACACUCUGUUCAAAGAAAGAUUUAUUUUUCUUCUAUAAAGAAAAAAGUUAAUUCACACCACAGUAUUAAGAGUUAGAGCUGGGAGCAUUGCUGAGCGAUUUCUCCAAUUUCUAUUUUUGAACUGUUCCAAUGAUAAUUUCGUAAAUCAACAAUUAUAAAUGUAGCAUUGUCACACGAAUUUAAAUUUAAAAUGUUAAAAACAACAGGCCUGUUUCAAAAAUAUUCAAGCCUGUAUCCGACAGUGAAUUAAAAAAAAGCUAAUUACAACUUUUUAUCUUACGAUUCAGAUUUUUUUUCUCACAAUUCUGAAAAUGUUCUCAGUGUUUUGUGACGCACUUCCAGAUUCUAAAGUCAGAGCUGCGUGAUAGAAACGCUGUGAAAUAAAGCUGGACUUACAAGAUGCAUCCUGCAAUUGAAAAAAAAAACAUUGUGAUUAUAAAAAUAUAAAGUUGUGAUUCUGAGGGAAAAAAAGUUACAAUAAGAUAAAAAUUGUGAUAUAAACGCAAUUCUAAAAAAUAAAGUUGCACUUCUGAGAAAGUUAGAAUGCCAAAAUAUAAACUCGCAACUCUUAAAAAAAUAAUAAUGUGAAAUAUACUCGCAAUUCUGAGAAAUAAAGUUAUAAUUGCUAAAUAUAAACUCCCAAUUGUGACUUUUUCUCUCAUAACUCUCUCUAUUCAUUUGCAAGUUAAAUUGUGAGAUAUAAAUGUGCAACUGUAUGAACAUUUUUCCCCUCAGAAUUAGACUUUAGAAUUGCUAAUUUAGUCAAAGAAGUCAAAACUGGUAGAUAUAAAAUCUCAAUUUAUCCGCUUGCAGUUUAUAUCACGCAAUUCUGAGAAAAAAAGUCAUAAUAGUGAGUUCCUGUCUCGCAUUUCUGACUUCUCAAGUUUAUAUCUCAGUUUCGACUUUAACACAUGCAACUGGGAAUCUAUAUCUCACAGUUCUGAGAAAAAAAGUCAGAAUUGCAAUUAAUUCGUUGUCGUAAACAGGCUUCCAUAAAAAAAUAUGCCCCGAGAUUCUUCAAAAUGAUUUCAUAAAAACACUGCUUUUUAGACUCAUCCUUUAGAAUCCUUCUUAUAAAAAGGAUUUUGACAGGAAAUUAACUUUUGUUUUCUUCUAGCCAUGAAAUCUGGCUUGAAGAAAACAUAAAAACUCCAUUUUCUUACUGUGAAAUGAAAUCUCAUUUAUGUAGUAUAAGACUUCCGAAGUUCUUUGGGGAAUGAAGUGCGGCGCUCGCAGACUGGUUGAUGUAAUUCGGCUUCUUGUAAACCUCUCUGAAGACCCACAGGUGACCGUUCUCAGUCGGGUCACAUGCGUCACUAACCGCUUUCAUUUGCACGAUGGUUUCCGCCGCGAGGAUCUCCUCUGACGUGAUUCACCGGCAUAAACAGCGCGGCGUUUUUUUACUUAAAGCUCUAAAACUACACGAUGCCUGCUGACUGAGAAUGUGUCAGGUCUCUCCAAACAAAACCUCCGCUGACAGCAACCAGGGCCGGUCCUCCUAAACGCCGUCUUAAAAUGUUUUAGCCUUACUGAAGGUGACCAUCGUUUACUGCAAUACUGAAAAAGUCUGAAAAGAAGUCGUACCUUAAGUUGUCCAUGCAAAAGUUCUUAAAGGCGUAUAGUUCAUCCAACAAUGACAGUUUACUAUUUAUUCACCCUCGUGUACUUUCAAACUCUGUUGAAAAGGCCAUUUAUAUUCAAAGUAGUGAAUUUUGCAUUCAGAUUUGCCGGCCAUUUAAAUAUAAAUGCAUGAAGUUGAGAACUUCACAUGACGUUGACCACGCAGAUGUCACGUUAGCUUCAAGGUGGUCGAGUGAAUUUGCUUUAGUGACUUGGUUUGAAAAUGACAUUUGUGUAAGCUGCACUUUAUAAAUUCCGGCACGAUUGACAAUAGCCAAAAGAGUUUUUCCUGCAAAUUGUAGCCAGAAGUUCUCUAAUGGAAAUAUUGUAGCGGAAAUAGACCGUGAAACGUGUGUGUGUGUGCGUGUGCGUGCGUGUGUGUGUUGUACAACUUAUACAAGCUAAUCUGUUAUUACUCGUGCAUAAAAUUGAUAUGUUAUAUAAUACUGAGCUAACAACAGUAGUUUAACAUAAACCGUUUUCUGUCUAGUUUCAAAAUGUUCUGAAAUGUUCCAGAAGGCACUGGAAUAUUGCAGAAUUGUAACUUCAAGAAUGUUCCCUUCCUUGCAAAACCAUUUUAUAUAUAUAUAUAUAUA